AUGGAUUCAGAAAAAGACAUUGAAAAGGAGCAUGUUCUUUCUAAACGUUUAAAUAAAAUAAUCCAGGCUAGAAUUGAAAACGAUGAAGAAACUAUAAACGCAUUCAAGCAGCUUUCUACUUUUUAUACAGAAAAUAGUUUACAAGCCCGUAGAAACCUAAGAAGUCAAAUAGAAAAACGGAGUUUAGAUAUUAAUAAACAGUUCUUAUCUUCAUUUUUAGAAGUAAAAAACUCAUUUGACUGUAUUUAUAAUGAUAUUGCAGAUAUGAGCAAAUCAAUACAAGAAAUGGAAAAUAGACUACACAACACAAAAACUCAAACCAAACAGUUGUUACAACAAACUAGUAUUUUACAAAAUGAAAGGAAGAAAAAUAUAAUUCAGCAAAACAUUGUUAAUGCUUUUCUAGAUAGAUUUCAACUAUCUGAAGAACAUUUACAUAUUUUGCAGGGGGGUAAAGAGCAACUACUAACUCCAGAAAUAUUCUCAGUUAUAGACCGUGUACAAAAAAUUCACAAUGAUUGUAAGAUUCUUAUGCAGUCUGGCCUCCAGACAUUAGCCUUAGAUAUUAUGGAACAAAUGACUUUAUAUCAGGAAGCAGCUUUAGAACGUUUGUAUAGAUGGACACAAAAUCAUUGUAGAAACGUUGAAAAUCCAGAUUUAACUGAAUUAAUAACGCAAGCAAUGCUUAGGCUUCAAGAUCGGCCAGUCCUAUUCAAAUAUGUGAUUGAUGAAUACUGCAUAUGUCGAAGAAGUAAAAUCACAGACGAUUUUGUAAACGCUCUAACAAGAGGAGGACCGUCUGGCAACCCUGCGCCUAUUGAAAUGAGGGCUCAUGAUUCCCAAAUUUACGUUACUGACAUGUUGGUGUGGUUGAAUAAAGCAAUAGCGAUAGAAAAACAGAAUUUGAGUCUUUUGCUGAUGCUUUGUACCAAAAAUGAUUCAAAUGAUAUCAUAACCGAUUCCUUAGCUGUAAUUUGUGAAGGCAUCUGUCAGCCUCUAAAAAUGAGAGUCGAAAAAAUCAUAAACGUUCCAUCACAAGCUUCAGUAUUAUAUUCAGUUGUAAAUUUGCUACGUUACUACAAAAAAUGCAUUUGUAAAAUCGUCAACAAAGGAUUAAUACAAGAAACUUUACAAGAACUGCAAGAAAAUUCUGAAAAAUCGUUCUUGGCAACAUUGCAAAAUCAGGUCGACAGCAAAUUGGUUAGGGUCGAAGCGCCGCCUAGAGAUUUAUCGCCAACUUUGGCAAUCACGAAUUUAUUGGCUAUGUUAAGAGACAUUUUAUCCACUGCCAAUAUGAGUGAAGGGAGAGAAACCGACAUGGUCAAGAUUGCUCAAACCAUAAUGGAACCUCUUCUUAGAGCAGUAAACGAACAAUCGUCUCGUUUACCCCCAACAGAUAUGGCAGUAUACAUGUUAAACUGCAUGUACGAGAUGUACACCUGUCUGUCACUCUACGAGUUCAUGGAUGACAGAUUGGAACGUUUGGAAGCACAAUCUGAUGCGCAAAUCGACACUUUGACGUCCGAACAAGCAGGAUCUUUAGUGGCCAACUUGAAUUUGGGACCUAUUUAUACAAUCCUGCAAGAUCAGAGUCACGGGGCGUUGUCUGAAGUACCUGGAAUGGAGCCCAGUAAUCUUAGAAAUUUCUUAGAAAAAAUGGACUACCUGGCUGCACAUCCUGAUAGUGCUCUAUUGCAGCAAAUUAAUUUAUUAACAUCAUCUAAACAUAAAAAGUCUGUCCAGAAAAGGUCGUUUGAUGUACUUCUGGCCAUUUAUAAGCAACUCUAUCAAGCCGUUUUGGACCCUGUAAAUAAAUAUGACAGUCCUCAUGUUAUAUUUAAUAAAACUCCUGAUGAACUGGAAAAGAUUUUUUCGUAA
Messenger RNA from Psylliodes chrysocephalus, 1878 nucleotides. The record is from the annotation of a GenBank genome assembly. NCBI's taxonomy places the organism in Eukaryota, Metazoa, Arthropoda, Insecta, Coleoptera, Chrysomelidae.